AUGGCUCUGAUUCUCAUAGUCGUGCUGAUUUAUUCCUGCAGAUUUGUAGUUGGUUUUAAUGACUUUCCAUCGCUCAUGACUGCAAAUGCUACGAUGGUGAUCGUGAUUGAAAAAACAUUCUACGAGAGAAAAAUCCUGAUAAAAGAGACAUCAAUCUUCACACGAGAGGCUUAUGAGAAAAGCGUCGCUUCAUUCACAAGUGCGGCUACCAAAAUAGCGAGGGAACGUAUGAAUAUUAGUGGAUUAUCAAUUCAUGUGGCUCAAGAUAUGGGAGCAAAUUUAGCUCGAGAUUAUACAAUUCUCCUGUCAGUGGCGACGUGUUCUUCCACUUGGGAAUUAUUCGGCAGAGCUAAAAAGGAGAAAUUAGUGCAUUUAGCAAUUACGGAUCUGGAUUGCCCACGGCUGCCUAAAGACGAAGGUAUCAGUAUUCCACUGAUUGAGCCUGGGGAAGAGCUUCCCCAAAUAUUUUACGACAUGAGAAUAUCCCGUGGUCUCGACUGGAAACGAGCCAUUAUGUUAUUUGAUGAGAGCUUCGAGCAGGACUCCAUCGGAAAAGUGGUGCAAGCUUUCUGCAACGAAUUACCAAAAUCUGAUCUCGGAUUAGCCUCGAGCUCUCUCUAUUUUUUAAAACGUGGAAAAUCGGAGAUAUCUACGAAACGGAUAAUUAAGGAAAUUCUCGCAGCUUUACCUCCAAGGAAGCCCAUUGACGAUCAUAUCAUUGUUGUGGCUGCUUACAACGUUAUUUCGUUCAUAUUAGAGGCAGCUAGAUCAUUGAGGAUGCUCAGCACAGGCAGUCAGUGGCUCUUUGUUGUGCCAGACAUGGCAAAGUACACCUCUGGGAACGUGACUUAUUUGAUUGAAUUACUCGGCGAAGGUGAAAACAUAGCUUUCUUGUAUAAUGACACCAAUUUGAAUAUCAGGAGUGAUCAAUCCUGUCGAACAGGUGCCACCUGUCACGUACGAGAGCUGGUCGGUGCCCUGGGAAUAGCCCUUGAAAAAUCAUUAUCAAUGGAGAUAGAGCUCUACAAUCGUGUCACUGAGGAGGAAUUCGAACAGGCGGGCACGACCAAGUUUGUUAGAAGUCGAAACUUCAUAAAAUAUAUUCGUGCAAGCACCUGUGGCCGAUGUAUAAAGUGGACCGUAGUGUCAGCCUUGACCUGGGGCAAUCGGAUUGGCUCAGAGGCUGAUAUCGAGCCUCACACACUCUUGGGGACCGGUGUGUGGACACCUGAUCCCGGUUACGAGUCAAAGGACUAUCUGUUCCCCCACGUGAUGCACGGCUUUCGUGGCAAGACUCUGCCCGUAGUAACUUAUCACAAUCCACCGUGGCAGUUUCAAAUGACGAAAACUGAGGAAAUCACCGAGAGUACGAAGGCUCAAUGGGAUGGAUUUGUCUUUGAUGUUUUUCAUGAGCUUUCUAAGAGCCUCAAUUUUACGUAUAAAAUCGUCGCUGUGGAGACUCCGCCUGAGAUUAAUCUGGUGAAGAGUAAUCCACUGAAAGCUGCAAUGUCAGCAGCCGAAAAAGUCCCAGAAAAAGUGACGGAACUAGUGCGUUCGAAAUCAGUCUUCAUAGCAGCAUGUGCUUAUACAGUUGGAGUUUAUCGUAAAGAUACAACCAUAAAGUUCACACUUCCUAUGACAAUUCAAACGUACGGUUUACUGGCACCACGACCCAAGCCGUUAUCCAGGGUGCUUUUAUUCGCCUCACCGUACACCAACGAAUCAUGGGCCCUCCUGACGACCGCAAUAAUCAUCGUGGGUCCCAUACUCUACCUAGUUCACACCUUCAGCCCGCGAACGAUCGACGAAGCAGUGAAAAAUCCUCAGGAGCCGGUCUACAUCGGUCUGAGUUCACCAUCGAGAUGCACGUGGUAUAUUUACGGUGCCCUCCUCCAGCAGGGUGGCAUGAACCUUCCCAAGACCGAUGGGGCUCGAUUGAUCGUUGGCACGUGGUGGCUAGUCGUAAUGGUAGUCGUUGCCACCUACUCCGGCAGUCUCGUAGCAUUCCUCACGUUUCCAAAGAUGGAAGCGCCCAUAAAGAAUGUCGACGACGUCAUCGAGCGUCGAGGUGAAAUCACCUGGAGUCUCCCCCAGGACAGUUUCAUCGAGGAUUUCCUCACCGUCAGCAAUGAAGAGGGACUCGUUGAUUACAAGAGACUUCUGCGAGGGAACGAACCACACGCACAGACGCAUGAUACAGUGAGUUAUGAGGAUAAUAUUCAUGAUGUCAAAGGUGGAAAACAUGUGGUGAUCGACUGGAAGUCCUCAUUGAUGAUUUCCGGGAGGAACGAUUACAUUGAAACUGGCCGCUGUGCUUUCUCUCUUGGAACCGAUGUUCUAUUCCUCGAGGAACCUAUUUCCAUGGUUGUACCGACUGAUAGUCCUUAUCUCGGACUCAUUAAUGUCCAAUUACAAAGGAUGCACGAAUCAGGAUUGAUGGACAAGUGGAUAGCCAACAGAUUUCCAACGCAGGACAGUUGUUCAGACAGCCUAAUGGGUGGUUUCGAAGCAGCCAAUCAUAAAGUAGAUCUCGAGGACAUGCAGGGAAUAUUCUUCAUUCUCAUUCUGGGAUACAUCAUGGGAACAGUGAUCCUCGGUUAUGAAUUUUUCCGACAACAUCGACAACUCGCCAAAGAACGAAAAGUGAUUCAACCAUUUGUCCAGUAG
Molecule: messenger RNA, 2667 nt
Organism: Diachasma alloeum
Lineage: Eukaryota; Metazoa; Arthropoda; Insecta; Hymenoptera; Braconidae
Gene: Ir93a
Product: ionotropic receptor 93a
Exons: 12
Coding region: 1-2667 (888 amino acids)
Biological process (GO): monoatomic ion transport
Cellular component (GO): membrane
Molecular function (GO): ligand-gated monoatomic ion channel activity; signaling receptor activity
Source: RefSeq, a predicted model, not a curated record